GUUUUGUGUACUAAUCCUUGAGUUUCACAUCUGAAUGAUGUAAGCUAAGAAUUCAACGAUCACGGAGGAAAUCGAUCUUGACUAUUAUUGUACCCAUUAUAGAACCAUGGUUCAUGGAGGAAGAAUAAUGGUGGAAAAUGGAGAAAAUAAAACCAAAGAAACAGAAAAGGAAAAAGGAUAUGAAGCUCUUAUCAAGCCAAUUCAAGACGUAAUAGCCAAAGAUUGGAAAGUUCGACUUUGCAAUUAUCUGGAUAUUUAUAUUGAACAUAUCCAUGAGCCUGGUACAGUAUUCAUCAAUUUCACUGAAGCAGCACUGCUUGUUCAGAAUACAUCGACCUACUAUUGCAAAAGGGUUGAUCUCAUGUAUAAUUGGGUUAGACAGUUCUGCUUUUCUUUAGCUGAAAAAUUUCUAGAGGCGACUACUGAAGAAGGAGAGGCUUCUCAGGAAAAGACAAAUGAACCAAAAACAUCCCAGAAAAAGGGAAAGAAAAACAAGAAUCAACUACACUCAGAUGAUUUAGAAAUCGUACCACUUACACACACAGGAAGUAAGACAGUCAAUUUUAAGCUUGACAAAAUAGAUCCAUCUCUUAUAAGGAAAAUAGUUCUCAAUUCUUGCAUGAAAACACAGACUAAACCUGCAACAUGCAUACCUGUUCAACAAUCAGCUACAGAGGAAAUGGGAUUCAAAGAUGAAUUUCGAUUGCAUUGGAAAAUUGCUUAUGAUGGACUUUUACAUGAAGAUUUCCGAUAUGAUAUUUCCCAAGGUGGCAUUGCAGCUGAAAACAAUGCUCCUGAAAUUGACGAUUUAUUGAAAAAUAAUGAAGACAACGAUGAUCAUGAUUUUGGUGAUGUUGGAAUGGACACGAUUCACGACAAUGAUAUGGACAUUGACGCUGUACCCCCUGUAAACCCAGAGCUCAGUGGUUCGGUACAUUUGAACACUGAUUUGCCUGAACAUAGGGCAUCUGAAGAUUUGGGCUUAAUGCCAGAUCAUCAACCUGUAGAAGUCUCAGAUGUACAAGAAAAAGUACCUAAGAAGCAAGAAGAAAACUUUUACACAGUAAUACCUUUUGCAUCUUUGAUCAUGCACAGGAAAUUCAAAAAACGACAGGUUUUCAAGUUACCUAAGGAACUUAUAGAAGAAGUUUCUGAGUCUCGGAAAAAGCAAAAGAAAAAUGGAAAGACCGAUGAAGAUGGGAAACUUAAGGAGUCUGAUUAUAAUUAUCAUUUAUCCUUCUCAGAAAUUUUAGGUGGAAAAUCAGAAGAUAUGAUUCAGCACAAACUUGGAAAAAGAAGAUCAGCCAAUCUAUCAAAGCGGAAAAAAAGAGCUCAAGUUCAAUCUCCUUCUGAAAAUAAUAAUGUUGAAAAUGCUGCUGAUUUAAACAAUGAUUCUGUGGAGGAUGAUGAUCAUGAUUUUGAUGAUAUAAUGGAUCAUAUAGGAGACCAGCAGGUACCUUUAGAAGAUGGAUUAGAAGAAUACAAUGGAAAUUUUGAAAAUGCUUAUGAAGCUUCUGCUCAACUCUAUGGAGAAAUUAUGAAAACUAAAAAUGAUCCUUUAUCUAUAACAAAGAGGGUCGCUGCCUGGCAUAAUAUGAUACAGCCAGUUCUAGAAAAAGCUGAAGCAAGAAGUGUCUUCUCAGUCAACGAGUACGGAACCCGGAUUUUAGAAAAUUUUAAAGAGCCUGGUGAAGUUCGUCAGUUCUCCGAUGUGGUGACUGGACAACCAAGGGAAGAAAUUUGUCGAUAUUUUUUGUCAACACUUAUGCUGGCCAAUACUUACAAUUUAGAAAUACAGAAAACUACUGACGAGGAAUUAUCUAAGGAUUGUCUUCAAAUGAAAUUGCUUAGUAAGGUUAGGCAUCAUGAAGAGCUUGAUGCGAAUGUUGGAGCUACUACUGCUAAUGGCCCAGUGCUCUAGAGGUUUUAGUGAGGCUUCACUAAUUUUGCUGCUUCACCAUACUUUUAUCCUGAUAUGUAUAUAAUUGUAUAAAUAAUUGUUUAUUUUAUUAAAAUUAUCUUUUAUUUAAUAUUGUUCUCUGUUAAUUAUUGAGAGAAUAAUGUGUUAGUUAUGAUCUCAUUUUAUGUUGUAGAACUUAUUUACUAGAGUGUAUAUAAUUUUAUAAAAAUUACGUGUAUUCUUAAAAGGGAGCUUAUUUAUUAAUUUUCUUUCACGAUUAAUACCAUUAACUUAGUUAGUGAUGUUUUUAUUUUUAGUUGAUUGAAAUAUCAUUAGAAGGUUUAUUUAGUCCUAAAGAAUAAUAACUUUAUUUAAAUUUUUUAUUUUGAUGCGAAAUUUAAUUUAUUUAUCCAGUUUCUAAAAUCCUUUCCUAGCUCUAACUGACUUGGGUUCACCACCCAAUUGUUUCGACUUUGUAAGCCAUCUUCUGGAGGAAAUAGAGUUCCUCGGAGCAGUGAUAUAUUUUAUAAUUGUACAUUUCUUAAAAACAGUAUGAUUGUUAUUUCUUAAUUGGUCUGGUUUUUAGUAACAUGGUAGGCACGAAAAUGGUUACAUGUUUUCCCUACUUAUUGUGAUGAAUUAAAUUCUGUAUUAGACAAUUAACCGAUAAUAAUUUCAACAUAAGGCAUAGGAUGGUUUGAAAAAAUAAUAUAAAACUAAUCUUCAUUUUAUUUUCUAUUUCAGGGUGUGGGUUGUUAACUUUGGUUUAAGAUCUUAAAAGUGAUUAGUAGAUUUUUUUGUCAUAAAUUUGAAAUAAAAUUAAGUUUAUAAAAUAAUCUAGGCAUUAAAAUACCAUACUUGCUUGCUUCUUUAUUGAUUGAAAUUAACAGUCACAGUUAACUGGCUGAUGGGGCACUAUUCCUUAUCUUCAGAAUAGAACUAUAGUUUUUAAAAAAAUGGACAUUAAGAAAUAAAAGUAAUGACCAAACAAAUUGGAAAUUCAGCAGAUAAUAAUUAAGAUAUGAAAUGGUAUGUGGAAAACAAAUAAUAAUAGAGGAAGGCUGGUGGUAGCAUCAGUAAACCUGGUCUGUUUAUCAGAUGACAAAGGUUGCUAUCAAGAACAAUGAAAUGUAUUAUAGUCAAGUUUUGUUUAUGUGCUGAUAAAUGAAAUCAUCUAGCGUGGAGGGGCCUCAAUCCAACACUACCAAGCCUCACAAUCUCUGCAGAGUUGCUUCAUUUGUUGGAGAGUUUUUUCCUCCAAUCCUCUGGAUAUAUUCUUCAUACAAAAUUCUAGAUCUUCCGCGUGGCCUCCUGCUAGUAGGUCGAGCUUCCAUAACCUUUUUGGGUUCCCCGUCCUCGCUUAUUGAACAUACAUGACGGAACAAUUUGAACUGUCUUUUUUCAAGGGUGGAUUUUAGUGCUUGAAUUUUCAGUUCCGCCCUAAUCCUUUCAUUAUAAGUGAUCUCUUCAUUUCAGCUCUUGUGAUUCUGCUCUAGUCCAGCAUAAUCCAGCUCUCGCUCCCAUAGGUAAGAGUUGGAAGCUAUACCGAUUUGUAGAUGUGAAACUUGGUUUUGUGUCCCACAUCUCGAUGACCAACAAUGCUAUUGCAAAUACUGUAAUAGAUUUGGUUCUAUUCUAUUGACUAAAAUAUACCGAUCUAUUAACAAAAGGCAAAUACAUCUUGAUUGGGGUACUUAUAUAAUUCUUUAUGUUAUGAAAAUGAUUUACUUAAUUACAUGGAAAAAAAAGGUUUAUUUCUUUAGUUUUAUUGUGUAAAUUAUUGUACCAUCUUCUGUCUGGUUUCUAUCCUACAAAAUAAUUGGCAUUUCUAUCCUACUAGCAGAUGAAACUAAAAUCAUAAUAUUGGAUUAGGGUGACAUCACAUUGCAAAAGUUGACACAGAAAAGAGGUCUAGAUGCCAUGAAGAUGUGAACACCCUCCACACUUAAUGAAGUAGAAACAAAUUUAUUAUAUUUAUGAUUAUUGUAAGUUAUUUCUUGUUUUAUUAAAUCAUUAAUACCUAAGUUCUAUGGAAAGGACAACAGUUAAACCCUUAUGUUAAGUUAAGGAUGCUAUUUAUUAAAAGAAAAAACUGAAACUUUUUGAAUUUUCAACCAGUUUUAAAGGAUCUUUUAAGGUAUAUGCACAAUGUUUUAAUGGACAUGAGUGGCAUGUUUAAGUUUAAGUUAAUUCAAAAAGAAUUUUACUUAUAAGAAAUACAGAGAUCCUUGCACUGUAAAAUAAAAUAUAAAUAAAGAAGGUUCAGGUGUGAUAUUGUGUGCUAGAAUAAUUAUAGGGGCAACAAAAUAUUUUAGUAACCAUAAGCACCGUUUGUUAUUGGAUUUUAGAAAUGACUAUGAUUAUGUAAUAAGAAAGGAGCUAUGGAGAGUUCUUUCAUAGUCAAAAAGAAUUCCAGAAAUGGUUUAAUACUUUAAAGUAUUCAUAUGCAUGUUGUUUAUAGCACCUUGUUGUUAAUACAGAUAUAUUUGUCUUUCUCUUGUAAAUAAUUAUUCCAAAUGUAAGUAAAUAAAUAUAUUUAUGUAUAACUUGGAAGUGAAACUUAAGGAAGGAAGAUGAUUGUAACACUAAUUUUUUAAUUAUAAAUAGAGUAAAAAACAUGUCUAUUGUUCAGAAUUUAACAAUCUCACUCACAAAUAUUGAAUAUAACUUACAGUAGGAAUUAGAUAAUAUGGAUACUUAAAAAUGAUUACUGAAUACUUAAUAGUUGACCGUUGUAUUAUAUAGGAAGGAGAUGGUCUGGAGUGGGGCGGUCAUAAAUAGACUAAAAUAGGGGCAAAACUAUUUUAAAGCUAACGUUUCAAUCCAACUUUGCAGCCCUUCUUCAGGGAGGUGUGUUCAGCAAGGAGUUUCACUUAAAACCUAAGUGUGUCACCUGUUCUAAGUGAAACUCCUUGCUGAACACACCUGAAGAAGACCUGCAAAGUUGGGUCGAAACAUUGGCUUUCAAUAAAAUAGUUUUGCCCCUAUUUUAGUCUAUUUGUGACCGCCACCCCGGACCAUCUCCUUCCUCUAAAAAUGAUUACCUCUCUCCUUCCAUCUUUUCUAUUAAACAUGGUCAAGUUAGGAAGUGGUAUCUUGCAUUUGAAUAGCACUUGGCUCUUAUCCCAAAAAUUAAGAGCAACUUUUUUUAAAGAAAAGAAAAUAAGUUUAUACCUUGAAUAAAUAAUUGGGGAGCGGGGUGGCCUAGCGAGCUAAUGUGCGUGCACAGCACUGCCAUUGCCCGGCAACCUGAUACAUGAGAUAACUGAAUAAAAAUAGUCACGUGUUCGGGUCCCGCUCUUUUAAAUCCCUGGCCUGGGAAAACCCCUAUAGCCGAGGAAGGGGAGGAUCCAGCAAAGAAAAAAAAAAUAGUUAAAUGAAAUGUGUAUGUGCAUUAAAAUUCCAAAUAAGAUGUGUACUCGGUAAUCGUAAUCUAAACAGUUAAAUCAACUCUCAACCAUUCCUCCAGAUUAUCAAGGUCCUACUGUAUUUUAAAACUAAUGAGAAGCAAGUUUUUUUCAGAAUUUCCCCAAGAGUAGAUUUUGUAAAUCAUUUUUAAUAUAGCAUGUGAAACAAAUGUUGAAUAUUUUUCAGUCUAAUAAAUGUUAUUACUAAAUUAUUUCCUAUUUCUUUCCUCACCUAGGAACG
Nezara viridula (southern green stink bug) is the source of this 5548-nucleotide messenger RNA. The record is from the annotation of a GenBank genome assembly. Lineage: Eukaryota; Metazoa; Arthropoda; Insecta; Hemiptera; Pentatomidae.